AACCACGAAUUGCAAAAAGUUCUUCAAUAAAUCGAAUCAGCUGUUAGCCGUCAAUCGAUGUCAACAAUGAACAAAUUACAUAAUUUUGUUUAGAAAAACAGUGACUAUAAAUUUUUGUGUGUGUUUAAAUUGUUUGUUGCCUUCUACAGAAAAUCAGUAAAUCUAGAAGUGUAAUAAACACGAAAAAAAUACCAAGAAUUACGAGUGAUUGUGACCAGUGAACAUUUUGUAGAAUGUAGCCAAUGAAUGUAGUCCAAUAUUUUAGAGAUAAUGGAUCGAAAUAAUAGUUUUAUAGAGUGUUCUGGAUUUUAUUUUAUACAUAAUUUCGAUUCUGGAAAUUUAGGACAUGUGGAACAGGUGCAAACUGAUUUAAUAGCUCCAUCGGUGAAUGUGAAGACCAAUUCACCUGAAACUCCUGACUAUGAAUUCAAUUUAUGGACACGUCCCGACUGCGCUGGCACAGAGUUUGAAAAUGGAAACCGGACAUGGUUCUACUUUGGGAUUCAAGCUGCAGAACCUAAUGUUCUGGUGCGGCUAAAUCUAAUAAAUCUUAACAAACAAGGCAAAAUGUACAAUCAAGGAAUGGCCCCUGUUACCAGAACAUUACCUGGAAAACCACAAUGGGAGAGGAUAAGAGAUAGACCUGUUCAUUCGACUGAUGAUAACACAUUCACUCUGAGCUUCAAGUACCGUACUGCAGAAAACCCAAAGGCAACAACAUUUUUUGCCUUUACAUAUCCAUACUCUUAUGCUGAGUUGCAAAUUGCACUAAAUGCUAUAGAUGAGAAAAUGCUCCCCUCACCAUUGCAACCAGCCCCUGAUGACAUUUACUACUGUAGAGAAAAUCUUAUAUAUUCCCUUGAAGGAAGAAGAGUUGAUUUACUGACAAUAUCAUCACACCAUGGAAUCACAACAGAACGGGAAACUAGAUUGAAAAAUUUGUUUCCAGACAAUAAAGACAGACCAUUUAGGUUUCAAAAUAAAAAAGUCGUCUUCAUAUCAGCAAGAGUUCACCCAGGGGAGACUCCAUCAAGUUUCGUGUUCAAUGGUUUUCUCAAUUUACUUCUCACAAAGAAUGACCCCAUAGCAAUACAACUGCGCAAGCUCUAUGUGUUCAAAAUGGUUCCAUUUUUAAAUCCUGAUGGUGUUGCCAGAGGACACUAUAGAACGGACACUAGGGGUGUGAACUUAAAUAGAGUUUACUUAAAUCCCUCCCUUACGUUGCAUCCCUCGGUUUAUGCGGCUAGAGCUCUAAUCAGGUAUCAUCAUUUUGGUUUCGAAAAGGAAGAUGAAAUAAUUGAAGACACCUUGACCUCUCGAAGCCUUACUUCUAUUAAUACAGAGAAUGUAGAUACAAAGAAAAAGAAAGGUCAGAGUGAUAGCUCCAAAAACGAUGUUUAUAACAAGAGGUUUAUCAAAACUACCAGCAAAGCAUCCGGCACACCUAAGUCGCUGUCGUUCAAUAAAGAUUCUAAGUUAGUGGGUGAAGACACUUCUUUAGAGGAGCAGGUAUAUGAUCUGAAGCUUCAAGAGAUGUCAGCACAAACUAGCGACACCAACGCUCAAUCAGUGGAACCGUCGCUAUUGGACGAAAAUGUACUACGGACAUGUUUGGGUACCAACAUCCAUCUCAGCACGAGCGAGGAACUUAACUUUUCCGGCAAAAAUCCCCUAAAACCCGUAAGGGAAACGUUGAAAAAUAGUAUAAGCCUUCUUAUGGAGUCGAGUACCGAAUCAAAUGAUUCAAAGCCCGAGGGAGGCAGCAGUGUGCGUAUGGGUUGGUGCCGCGACUGCCGGUCGCAUAUGCCCGUCCGAUCUGAAACUCCCGUGUACCAUACAAUAGAAGAGUACAGAGAACAUCAACGACAACAAAUUGACGAGCAAGAGGGAAAGGUGCACGACGCGGCGCGGCCGCCGCACGGCGACAACGUGUACUUCUGCACCAACUGUUACAGGAGGUACAUCGUCACACAGCCCACAGAGACAACUGAAAAGCCUGCGAAACCUUCGAGUGCAAAAAUGGAGCCUUCGAGUGGUAGUGCGGGAGACUCAGUCGACAAUGCGCCAGAAUCCAAGAGCAUAAAACCAGCAACAAAGAUCCCAAAGAAGAAAAUGGCGGCGAUCACGCCGCGACCACGUGACGUGGUGAAAGAGACUGAGGAGGACUCCGGCUUGUUCCUCUACAUUGACUUACACGGACACGCCUCGAAAAAAGGUAUAUUCAUGUACGGCAACCACUUCUCUGACGCGGAGCGGUGCGUGGAGUGUAUGCUGCUGCCGCGCAUGAUGUCGCUCAACUCCCUCCACUUUCACUUCUCCUCCUGCAACUUCACCGAGAGGAACAUGUACCUCAAAGACCGGCGAGACGGCAUGUCGCGCGAGGGCAGCGGGCGCGUGGCGGUGCUGAAGGCGACGGGUCUGGUGCGGUCGUACACGCUCGAGUGUAACUACAACACUGGCCGGCUCGUCAACGCCCUCCCGCCGCCCGUGCGCGACGCCCCGCCCCCCGCGCCCGCCACGCCCCCCGCUCCGCCCACACCGCCCAAAUACACGCCGCACAUAUUCGAAGAGGUGGGUCGAUCCCUGGGCGCGUCUAUACUCGACGUGACGGGCCAUCACCCCAACUCGCGCGUGCCGUGCUCCGAGCACCGCAGCCUCGCCGCCGUGCGCGACUGGCUGCGCGCGCACGCCCGCCCGCGCCCGCCGCUUACCGCGUCUCGACUGCGACCCAAGACCACGUCACCGUCGCGGCCCCCGCUUUUCACCCGCUCCAAGGUCGCCACCGAAGAGAGGAAGGAGAAUGCGUACGCCGGCGCCAAGAGCGACUCGGAGCGGCGCCGCAGCCCGCCCGUGCUGGCGCAGCGCUCCGGCCACGAGGCCAACAACAUGAAGUUCGCCAAGAGGAACGAGCCCGUCAAGACAUCAGCCCGCAUCAGGUACCUGGCCGAGAACGAGCCCAAGCCGAAGACGCUCAGCACCAAGCGAAAGAACAUCCUGGCGAUUCGCAAACCGAAUCCGACGAAGGCGCAGAUCGGCGGCGUCAAGACCAAAGCGAGCCGGCGGUCCAUCGACGACGACGGUCCGCGCACGUCGGCCAUCCCGAGCAAGCUGAGCAAGCGCAGCUUCGCGCGCUCCGUGCGGGCCGGGACGCGCGCGCGCCCGGUCCCCUCGUCCUCGUCCUCGGAGGUGGGCGGCUGGGAGGAGGUGGCGGGCGGCACGGUGCUGGGCACCGCCGACGCCGCGUCCGCCCCCCGCCGCCGCCCCUACCCCGCCCACUCCCCCUCGCGCCUCAAGAAGAUCCGACUGAAGAAUGUGUUGUAGCGCACACCCCGCGCACGACCCGCCGCAGCUGCUCGAAUGUGUGCCGAAUGACUAGCAUUAAUUUAUAAAUCUUUGGUACCCAAUUGAAUCUUUACACUGUUCCUGACUUUUGAAUGUGUCUAUACUUUUUCCGUAAUGAACAUCUUAAAUCGGGAUUUUCAAUCGAAUGUGUUCUAAUAAAUAGUAAUGUAUAACUAGAUUAUGGAGUCUGCAGGUACGCGUAACGCGUUACCUAUACCACGUUAAUUUUUUGAAAAAAAUUUCAAGUAGCUAGGUAUUCGAAAGAACCAUAUUUAGUCUGUUUUUACUUAGUAUCUAGGUAUUUAGUAGUAAUAUAGUUGGGACUAUAAUAUUAUUAUGCUAAAUGUUGAUGGUACCUACUUACUAUGUGUAUUUUUACUCAUCUUAAUUUACUUUAACCAAAUUGGUUUAUAUUUAUUUGUCUGAGCGAGACUGACUGUAAAAUAAU
Aricia agestis (brown argus) is the source of this 3790-nucleotide messenger RNA. RefSeq names its product cytosolic carboxypeptidase-like protein 5. Lineage: Eukaryota; Metazoa; Arthropoda; Insecta; Lepidoptera; Lycaenidae. The coding region runs from base 271 to 3321 and encodes 1016 amino acids. Gene Ontology annotation, biological process: proteolysis. The record is from RefSeq and is a predicted model, not a curated record. Gene Ontology annotation, molecular function: zinc ion binding; metallocarboxypeptidase activity. The transcript is spliced from 17 exons.